Messenger RNA from Xenopus laevis (African clawed frog), 447 nucleotides. RefSeq names its product thymosin beta-4 (gene tmsb15a.L). Lineage: Eukaryota; Metazoa; Chordata; Amphibia; Anura; Pipidae. The record is from RefSeq and is a predicted model, not a curated record. Bases 163 to 300 code for a protein of 45 amino acids. The transcript has 3 exons.
GGUGGAGCUUAAGCGGGUGUGUGCACCUGAGCGCAAUCGAAAGGGGGGGAUGGGCGUCUCCUAAUGGAAGUAUAUAAUAGCACCGCCCACUGGUGUUCUUUCAGAGCUGGUUCGGCUGGUCAGUUGUUGCUGCUGUUGUUGUGAGGCUACGAAACAGUAAUCAUGUCUGAUAAGCCCGACCUGUCAGAGGUGGAGAAAUUUGAUCACCGCAAACUGCGGAAAACUAACACGGAGGAGAAGAACCCAUUGCCUUCGAAGGAAGAUAUUGAACAAGAGAAAGCGGAGGGUAAAAAAUGUUGACUGGAAUGGUUUACUCCGGUUUUCAGAUCAGAUUUCCUCUGGCUGCGGCACGGUCUGGCAAUGACUGAUUCUACUCUCUGCAGAAUGAUUUUGUUGUAAAAAAAAAAGUCAUAAUGUUUAAAAGAUUAAAAUCACAUAUUUUCUUCA